This is a messenger RNA of Gloeophyllum trabeum ATCC 11539, 213 nucleotides long. RefSeq lists its product as uncharacterized. The coding region runs from base 1 to 213 and encodes 70 amino acids. The record is from RefSeq and is a predicted model, not a curated record. Lineage: Eukaryota; Fungi; Basidiomycota; Agaricomycetes; Gloeophyllales; Gloeophyllaceae. The transcript has 2 exons.
AUGCCGCGGCAUGCUCGAGGCUACCGCAUCCUCCUCAACCUCCACCGCCUCUCCCUCCCCCACCCGCCUGCAUCCCCACGCACUAACACCACCGACGACCCCUCGCUCCGCACCGACGACGGCCUGUUCACCACCGAGAUCGACCGCCUCGGCGUCAGCUCCGGCGCAGUGUACGAAAUGCUCCCCGUGCGCUCGCCCGGGUGUCCGGCGUGA